CUACAAAGUCCAAAGAAGAAGUAUUUCUCUGAUUCGGUAAUAAAAAUCCCACAACCGAAAAAGAAAAACAAAAUUGUAAACAAAUCUCUAUUUUGUAAUAAUUCAUUUCGUCUCAAUUGUUUAGCACAAACAAAAAUAAAUUACACAUGAAAAAUGACAUCGCUCUUUACCAAAAUACUGCGACAAGCAUUUAAAACCUUUGACAAAUCAAACACUGCCUCGUUAAGUACUAAUCUUAAAAUUCUUUAUCAGCUCACAGAACAAUUAACUUAUCGCGAUAUCAACAUAAAUCCCGAAGUAUUUAUCCAAGCCAAUAGUGCUGACAAGGCCCCAUGUACUUAUAUUCAUGUCUUCGAAAGUGCCGAAGUCUCAAUGAGUGUCUUCAUUUUAAAGGCCAACUACACAAUGCCACUUCAUGAUCAUCCAAUGAUGAAUGGCAUCUUGAAAGGCAUUUAUGGUAAUUUAUUGAUUAAAAGUUAUUCGGCAAAGAAAAACAAUUCAGACAGUGGGAAGAGAAGUAACCUUUUGUAUGACAAACUUGCCACAGAAAUCGAAGUCACUGAAGAUGAACCCAGACAAGUUAACCCAGAGUCUGAAUGUGCUAUACUAACGCCGAGCGAAAGAAAUUUCCAUGAAAUCACUGCUGUCGGUGGUGUAGCAGCAUUCUUUGAUAUCUUAAGUCCUCCCUAUGGUGCAGAUAUUCCAAUUUAUGGCCGAAGAAAAUGUCAUUUCUAUCAUCGUGUUAGCAUAGACGACCAUCGAUUGGUUCUGUUGAGAAUGAUUCCAGAACCAUUGGAUUAUUAUUGUGAUACAGCCGAGGCUCCGGAAGCUGUUGCUCUUAGCCAAAAUACAUAUUUAGAAAUGUAUGGUCAUACUGGUAAUUGUAGCAGUAGUCCUUUAUAAAUUGAAUUCAAUUCUAGUUUAAAAGCUAUUUAAUGUAUAUGUUUUUGAUGUGUUAUAUAUAAAAUGAGAAAAAAAAAGAUGAAAAAUUGAUAAAUAAUAAGAUUAGAUGAGAGUAUUUUUUAAAAAAUAAUUUAAAAAUAUUUAUUUUAACAAAAGCGAAGAAACCUUAGAGAAGAAGAUUCCUAUAAUUGUAGCAAUAAACUCGUAUUAAGUUUGAAUAAAGUUAUUUUCGUCUGUAAA
Episyrphus balteatus (marmalade hoverfly) is the source of this 1143-nucleotide messenger RNA. Its product is annotated as 2-aminoethanethiol dioxygenase. The record is from RefSeq and is a predicted model, not a curated record. The coding region runs from base 154 to 903 and encodes 249 amino acids. NCBI's taxonomy places the organism in Eukaryota, Metazoa, Arthropoda, Insecta, Diptera, Syrphidae. Gene Ontology annotation, molecular function: oxidoreductase activity, acting on single donors with incorporation of molecular oxygen, incorporation of two atoms of oxygen. Gene Ontology annotation, cellular component: mitochondrion. The transcript has a single exon.